AUGUUCCCCCUUCUGCGGAUCUCUGAUAAGGUAGAGACGAAUCUCGCUUUGACCUAUAUGAUUUACGGACCUGUGGAGGAAAUAUUGCGCUCGGUCGUUUUCAAUUGGGUUGGCGCCAUGCAGAGGCCCUCCUUUCUGAAAGGAGCCCGUGGCCGUCGGUUUUCAACUAGCAGCCCUGUGGGAAUUGAAUGCUACAGGUAA
Sungouiella intermedia is the source of this 201-nucleotide messenger RNA. The record is from the annotation of a GenBank genome assembly. NCBI's taxonomy places the organism in Eukaryota, Fungi, Ascomycota, Pichiomycetes, Serinales, Metschnikowiaceae.